This is a messenger RNA of Dioscorea cayenensis subsp. rotundata (Guinea yam), 2007 nucleotides long. Its product is annotated as calcium/calmodulin-regulated receptor-like kinase 2. Gene Ontology annotation, molecular function: ATP binding; protein kinase activity. The transcript is spliced from 10 exons. Gene Ontology annotation, biological process: protein phosphorylation. The record is from RefSeq and is a predicted model, not a curated record. NCBI's taxonomy places the organism in Eukaryota, Viridiplantae, Streptophyta, Magnoliopsida, Dioscoreales, Dioscoreaceae. The coding region runs from base 587 to 1864 and encodes 425 amino acids.
CUCAUAAUUUCUCUUUCCUUUCUCUGACCCAUUCCUUCUUCAUUCUUGCUGUCUUUUUCGGCAAAUUGAGUUCCAUUCUGGUCUUGUGUGCCCAAACCUUUCCUCUCUUGUAAUCUCAUCUCCUUCUCCUUCUUCCUCAUCGUAUUUUCAUCUGAGAAAAGUAGGUGGUGGUGGUGGUGGAGGAGCGGGAGAAUUUGGGAGGUUUUGAUCACCUGAAGUGAGCUGGUCAGGAGAUUAAUUUAUGUGUUCGAUUGUGUGAAUGUUUUUAGACUUCUAAGUAGGGAAAAUUUCUCUCUCAAAAACCUAAGGUGGUUGAUUUUGUUGGAUGGUACAGUUUAAUGCUUCGUUUCAAGGAAUGCUACUUCAAAAUAAAUUCAGCCACACACUCACUGGCUGCUUAUUGAUUAAUUCAAUAUGAAUAAGAAGUUUAUCGUGUUGUCUAUCCUGCAUUGAAGAGCUAGGAGCUUAUAUAUACUUCAAGCUUUGGUGUUCUGUGACUGUAAAGAUACAUCUGUGUGCUUGAAUAACUUCACCUUAUGUUUGGCCUUCAAAAUGUUCUCGUAUUUUGGCUGUCAAAAAUUGUCAUAUGAUGGGAGCGCAGAUGAAAAUAAUCAUUAUUGGAGUCUCUGUCGGUGUUGCAGUUGGAAUAUUGGUGGUAUCUUGCGCAUUAAUUGCUGUAAGGAUUUACAAAAAACGUUCUCAUGUCCAACACCGUUCUACUGAUAUUGCACCUACGCUUCCUAUACGUGCAAAUGGCUUUGGUGCAAGUAUUGAUUCUAGCACAUCACUCUCCUAUUCUGAGGUUGGUUGUAACUUUCAUCCAGCAAAACGGGGUGGUUACUGGGGUCGGCGGGUCAUCCAAAACAAGGAUCUUUCUGCAUCAGGCAUUCCAAGAUACCUAUACAAGGAUAUUCAGAAAGCAACACAAAAUUUUACAACUAUUCUAGGGCAGGGAUCUUUUGGUCCCGUCUACAAAGCUAUAAUGCCCACAAGUGAAGUGGUAGCUGUAAAGGUUCUCGCAAAUAAUUCAAGGCAGGGGGAGAGAGAAUUCCAAACAGAGGUACUUUUGCUUAGUAGAUUGCACCACAGAAAUCUUGUAAAUUUGCUUGGAUAUUGUGUAGAUAAAGGCCAAAGAAUACUCAUCUAUGAAUUCAUGAGUAACGGAAAUUUGGAGAACCUUUUAUAUGGGGAUGGUCCACGUUCCUUGUCCUGGGAAGAAAGGCUACAAAUUGCGCAUGAUGUAUCACAUGGAAUUGAGUACCUUCAUGAAGGAGCUACGCCAUCUGUCAUUCAUCGAGAUCUAAAGUCUGCUAAUAUACUUUUAGAUAAAGCAAUGCGAGCUAAGGUUGCUGAUUUUGGGCUGUCGAAGGAAGAUAUAUACGACGGAGGAAAGUCAGGCCUUAAAGGCACAUAUGGUUACAUGGAUCCUGACUACAUGUCGACAAACAAGUUCACAAAGAAGAGCGACAUAUAUAGUUUUGGCAUUAUAAUGUUUGAACUUAUAACUGCUAUAAAUCCCCAGCAAGGCCUAAUGGAGUACAUCAAUCUCGCAGUAAUAGGCGGGGAUGGAAAAGCCGAUUGGGAGGAGAUAAUAGACAAGAAGCUCACAGGCAAAAGCAAUUAUGAAGAAGUUGGUUUGCUUGCUGACAUUGCUUACAAGUGCUUGGACAAGAAUCCGAGGAAACGACCUUCGAUAGCUGAUGUGACUCUUGCUAUAUCAAAGAUAAGGCAACGGGCUUUCUCAAGAGCCGACACGAUGGCAUCGAUAGGAAGGGAUACUUCGGGAGUUUUACACAGGAUAGAACAUCAGCAAGUUGAGCUGACCAACAUGGCUAGCAAGAAGUUCCAAAUCUCAAGAGUUUGAAGCCAUGAAACAAGCAUUUAGAUACUCAAAUGUUUCUUAAAUUUGAAAGUUUUCCAAUCACUGUAAGUGGAAUUUCAAAGUUCUGUAAAAAGAUUUUCCCAUCUUAAAGAGUAAUGCUAUAUGAGGCGAACAAAUCACACGAA